AUGAAGAAGUCAGGUUGGCUAAUAAAAAUAAUUACCAGUUUAGCAGUGAUAAACUAGAAACGCCCCCGGUCAGCCCGAAACAGCCGCCGGCGGCCUCCUCGGUUUCCCUGACCCUGACCGCCGUCGAAGGACCGAAACCCCUGAAGAUCACCAUCAACAGCGUGAUGCAGGGCGUCAAGCAGGUCUGCACUUUUCUGUUUCCAUCCGAAACCGGGAUAUUGAAGGCCGUGGUUCUGGUGAACCCGAUGUGCACUGUCCGAGAUCUGAAAGGAGCCGUGGAGCAGGCCACCGAAGUGAGCAUGGUCAAGCAGCUUCUGCUCUUCAACAACGUCGAGCUCAAGUUCAUAAUUAGUGAUUGAAUUUUCUUUACUAAUCAUUUGAUUGAAGGAAUGAUGACAGCAAAAUAAUUGACUGUGGAAUCGUUUCCGACUGCACGGUCAUUAUGAACGUCAAGAUGAGCACUGGAAUCGUUGCGUGGGUUUUUGAGCUCGUUCGAGUCUUUUUAUAAAGAUGGGUAUUUCUUUUCAAAGUUUUAGGAGAUUAAAUUACUCAAAAAUUGUAAUUCAUUAGAUUGUAUAAGAAUUUCUUUGCCCAAGGAAGGUCCUGAAAAACAAAAUCUCAGUUUUUGAGAAAGGAAGUCUAAAUGUUUCGAAAAAGAAAAUCAUUAUUCUAACCUUUAAUGAUUUUUUGAAGUUUUGAGCAUUAUUUUGCGGGAACAAAUUAUUGGAAUAGUCGGGACUUUCAGGAUAUUUAUUUGGUACGUCGAGAAAUAUGCAAAGUGAAACCAGAUUCUGUAAAUACUGUUUAUAGGAAUCCAACACAAAACGUCAUCUUUUUUGUUCCUUUUGCUCUGCCAGAAAAUCCAGACACGUUGCGGAAAACAAUCAAAGUAGGUAUUUUUAUCCGCAGUAAACUAUUGGAUGUUUCCAGGGAAUGAACAGUGUUAGAAGACCCAAAAAGGCGCCUCUGAGUGCCGAUAAAAAUUCGAAUAUCUGGACACCUGAGAAACACCUGGAAGCCGAGCUCACAAGAAAUCGCAUGAAGGUUCUUUUCCUAUAUCUUAUGAUUUUUCAACUUUUUUUUAUUUUAGUCGCUGCUGAAAAGAAAAAAGAAAACGAUUUUGUCGGACACUCCAAUAGACUCUGGUCAAAGCUCUGUGCAAACGUAAAGCUGCCUUUCAGAAAGAAUCACGAAAAAAGAAACUUGAAGUUAUUCGCCAGUCGCAACUCCGCCAGAGUACAAUACUCCGGAUGGAACUAGCCAAUUAUCAAGUCCGACCGGCGGAGGUUCCGUCGAAGACGCUGUCGUCACCGAAAAGGAAAUCAAAGUAGGACCUCAUUUGUGAGAUCUUCUAAUUCGAAAAUGUUGCAGCUCUUUUUCGACCCUCCAGAAACCAUGUCAGAGCUGAAUCGGGCUCGGCGCGAACUUUUCUUGCCUCCUCAAGAUGAAGUUUUUUUUAAUUAAUUAGUCUGGUCUAAUUUGAUUGGUUUACAGUAUGAGUUGAAAACAAUCAAAGAGAAGAGAGAGGAAGAAAAGAAGACGCGAUGUAGCGUCAGUUUCCAGGGAAAAACCUCAGAAAUCGUUGAAUUUAAGUACUGUACGAAGAAACUCCCGCUCAUGCAGCAGACCAUGAAAUGCAAGUGCGACCGACUGUUCUGUGACCGCCACCGACGGCCAGAAGUUCAUAUGUGCCGCAUCGACUACAAGCAGGAAGGAAGGCGCAAGCUGCGGCGGGUCGGUUGCAGGAAAACUGCGGGAUAAAUCUGAACGCGUUCUAGGAACACACCAAAGUCGGUGGUGGCGGUGAACGCAAAGCGCAGUUCGGCAUCCAAAAGUGA
This is a messenger RNA of Caenorhabditis auriculariae, 1838 nucleotides long. NCBI's taxonomy places the organism in Eukaryota, Metazoa, Nematoda, Chromadorea, Rhabditida, Rhabditidae. The record is from the annotation of a GenBank genome assembly.